Molecule: messenger RNA, 925 nt
Organism: Glycine soja
Lineage: Eukaryota; Viridiplantae; Streptophyta; Magnoliopsida; Fabales; Fabaceae
Exons: 1
Coding region: 121-714 (197 amino acids)
Source: RefSeq, a predicted model, not a curated record
CUCUUUCCCUUCAACCCAUUCCAUCUUCUCUCUAACUCUCUCUCUCUCUCAAAAAUCUCUCUCAAAUCAGAAAAAUCUCUCUCUCUCUCUAAAAUUCGAAAUAACCUAAAACAAAUAGAAAUGGAAAGCAAUACACCAGUAAUAGCAAAGAAAGUGUUGAGCAUAAUACGUGUGGCCUUCUUCAUGCUGAGGAAAGGCAUAUCAAAGGGUAAGCUAAUGAUGCACCUCAACAACAUGAUGCUCAAACGCCCCGGCAAAGCCAUCGCCAACCUCAUGUUCCACCACCACCACAACCACGGUGUCUCCGGCAACAACCUCCAAUUCUCCACCGCCAGGGAGUACGAGUUCAGCUGCAGCAACACACCCAACAACUUCUUCGCGGCAGCCCUUGCCAGCAACAACAAACGGCACCGCCACAACCCCUUCUUCACGUGCGCUCACGCGCCGCCAACCCUUGACGACGACACGGUGACCGUUAAUGCCGUUAAGGGCGUGUUGGAGAUGCUGAACAAUGAGGCCUUCGAGGAGGCAUCGCCGGCUGUGGCCACCGCGCUUUCCGGGUUCGGACGUAGCCCUAUGGUGAGGAAGUUGAUCAGGGUGACGGACUCUCCGUUCCCACUUGGUGAGUCUGAGGAUGACAAGGACAACCAAGUGGACAAGGCUGCGGAAGAGUUCAUAAAGAGAUUCUACAAAGAGUUGAGGAAGCAGACUUGAGUUUCUUUCUUCAUAACGUUAAUUAUGAUCAUUAUUAACGUAAUUAACCUAAUGAGCAGUUUUGGAUGUAUUUUUGUCUUUUGAUGAUAAUGCGUGUGGACUUAGGACAGGAUGCAUGUUAUUUAGUUGCAUUCAGGAAUUUUGUAAGUCUAGUAGUGGUUGUUUCUUAUAUAUGAACAAUAAAAAAAGAAUUCAACGAGCAAUUAAUUAA